Messenger RNA from Centropristis striata (black sea bass), 3523 nucleotides. RefSeq names its product NLR family CARD domain-containing protein 3-like. Lineage: Eukaryota; Metazoa; Chordata; Actinopteri; Perciformes; Serranidae. The coding region runs from base 184 to 2421 and encodes 745 amino acids. The transcript has 8 exons. The record is from RefSeq and is a predicted model, not a curated record.
AGACAGGAAGUGACGUGUUUUGUUGACAAGUUUCAGUUUAGUUUCACUUUGUCUCCUCGUGACGCAGUUUCAGGUACUAUCAGAGACCAGACUGUCCUGGACCCGAAUCUGAACCUGGACCCGGACCUGGACCUGGGUCCAUAAAGACUGACAGGUCAAUGGAUUAUCCUGAGAAGGACAAAGAUGGACGCUCAACAGGAGCAGAAUUUAUCUUGUGUUUCUAUCAGGAGGAUGCUGGAAGAACCUGAACCCAGCGGUGUGUCCAUGAAGAGUGACGGAUCUAUGGAUCAUCCUUAUAACUUCAAAGACGGACACCACUCCACUAGAAGGAGGAUGCUGGAAGAACCUGAACCCAGCGGUGUGUCCAUGAAGAGUGACGGAUCUAUGGAUCAUCCUUAUAACUUCAAAGACGGACACCACUCCACUAGAAGGAGGAUGCUGGAAGAACCUGAACCCAGCUGUGUGUCCAUGAAGAGUGACGGAUCUAUGGAUCAUCCUUGUACCUUCAAAGAUGGAAGAGUGGACCAGCAGAGCUCAGAGGUUCCCGGUGGUCAGUCUGCCCAGCAGCAUCAGACCGACCUGGACUCCAUAUUUCUGCUGCUGGAGGAGAACAUCUGCACUUUUGUGAAGAACGAGCUGAAGAAGAUCCAGAAGGUUCUGAGUCCAGAUUACCAAGAAUCCUCUGAGACUCAGAGGGAGGAUGAGGAGGAUGAAGAGCAGAUGAGGAGCAGCAGAGAGGCCUUUCUGAAGGUUACACUGCAUUUCCUGAGGAAAAUGGAGCAGAAGGAUCUGGCUGACUGUCUGCAGAGCAGAAUUAAUGCUGGAGUCUGUCAGCGUAAUCUGAAGUCUAACCUUCAGAAGAAGUUCAAGUGUGUGUUUGAGGGGAUCUCUAUAGCAGGAAACCCAACCCUUCUGAAUCAGAUCUACACAGAGCUCUACAUCUCAGAGGGAUGGACUGCAGAGGUCAAUGAUGAACAUGAGGUCAGACAGAUUGAAACAGCAUCCAGGAAACCAGACAGACCAGAAACAACAAUCAGACAAGAAGACAUCUUUAAAGCCUCACCUGGAAGAGAUGAACCAAUCAGAACCGUGCUGACAAAGGGAGUGGCUGGCAUUGGGAAAACAGUCUUAACACAGAAGUUCACUCUGGACUGGGCUGAAGACAAAACCAACCAGGACAUCCACUUCAUAUUUCCAUUCACUUUCAGAGAGCUGAAUGUGCUGAAAGAGAAAAAGUUCAGCUUGGUGGAACUUGUUCAUCACUUCUAUCCUGAAACCAAAGAAGCAGGAAUCUGCAGGUUUGCAGAGUUCCACGUUGUGUUCAUCUUUGACGGUCUGGAUGAGUGUCGACUUCCUCUGGACUUCCACAACACUGAGAUCCUGACUGAUGUCACAGAGUCCACCUCAGUGGAUGUGCUGCUGACAAACCUCAUCAGGGGGAAACUGCUUCCCUCUGCUCGCCUCUGGAUAACCACACGACCUGCAGCAGCCAAUCAGAUCCCUGCUGACUGUGUUGACAUGGUGACAGAGGUCAGAGGGUUCACUGACCCUCAGAAGGAGGAGUACUUCAGGAAGAGAUUCAGAGAAGAGGAGCAGGCCGGCAGAAUCAUCUCCCACAUCAAGAAAUCACGAAGCAUCCACAUCAUGUGCCACAUCCCAGUCUUCUGCUGGAUCUCUGCUACAGUUCUGGAUCUGUUGAAAACCAGAGAGGGAGGAGAGCUGCCCAAGACCCUGACUGAGAUGUACAUCCACUUCCUGGUGGUUCAGUCCAAAGUGAAGAACAUCAAGUAUGAUGGACGAGCUGAGACAGAUCCACACUGGGGUCCAGAGAGCAGGAAGAUGAUUGAGUCUCUGGGAAAACUGGCUUUUGAUCAGCUGCAGAAAGGAAACCUGAUCUUCUAUGACUCAGACCUGACAGAGUGUGGCUUCGAUAUCACAGCAGCGUCAGUGUACUCAGGAGUGUUCACACAGCUCUUUAGAGAGGAGAGAGGACUGUACCAGGACAGGGUGUUCUGCUUCAUCCAUCUGAGUGUUCAGGAGUUUCUGGCUGCUCUUCAUGUUCAUCUGACCUUCAUCAAGUCUGGAGUCAAUCUGAUGGAAGAAGAACAAUCAACCUCCUGGUGGUCUGAGGUGUUCGGGGGCAGAUCAACACGUCUCUACCAGAGUGCUGUGGACAAGGCCUUACAGAGUCCAAAUGGACACCUGGACUUGUUCCUCCGCUUCCUCCUGGGUCUUUCUCUGGAGACCAAUCAGAAUCUCCUACGAGGUCUGCUGACACAGACAGGAAGUAGCUCACAGACCAAUCAGGAAACAGUCAAGUACAUCAAGAAGAAGAUCAGUGAGGAUCUGUCUCCAGAGAGAAGCAUCAACCUGUUCCACUGUCUGAGUGAACUGAAUGAUCGCUCUCUCUUCACUGAUUAGAUUGGUUAACUAUAUGCAUGAGGACUGAUGAGCCAAUCAGAGGCAGAGUAGGGCGGGUCAUGCCGAGGAAAAUAUUGCUAACAUCUCAGUGCCACCCCAGUUGAUUGACAGGUCACUGCACGUAUCCUUUAAAGAUGCGCGAUUAUUGGAAAUGCGAACGAGAAAGGCAGAAUAAACAUCUUUCAAGUGAGUGGCACUAGGGGUGUGCCAUAUCGUAUCGUUCAUGAUAAUAUAGGUAUAUUUUUUUUAUGGUUAAAAAAAAUGCAUAUCACGAUAUUGGUAACAUUCCUACUUCUUGAUGUAGUGGCGUAAGGCUAACAAUUAGAGUUGUUUUAAUCACAAAAAGCUACUUACUCUCUGUCGCUAAACACAUGCAGCUUUCAAAAUAAGAGCACGGUGUGUUAACAGACUCCACCACAGAACUUACAAGAAAACUGUCAAAAUAAGAUGCCUUAAAUAAAACAUACAAGAACCUUUAUUCUCCUUUACAAAAUGUCAUUAAAAUAUGCCCCCGAAAACCCUAAAUGGUUAUUUUUUAUUAUUAUUGCUCAUACUCAAGAGACGAGAGCAAUUUUUUUUGUAUUUGGCAACUGUUGAGAUUUGCACUUCACACUUUAUUUUAGAUUUUUAUUUAUUUAUAUUGACUAAAAAAACAUAUUUUCUAUAUCUUUUUAAGUAUUUCGUAAUAUCGUGAAGAAUAAUCGUUAUUGCAAAAAUAGCCUGAAAUAUCGUGAUAUUCUUUUAGGGCCAUAUCGCCCUAAGUGGCACGUAUCGAGAGCAAAUCUGUCUGGAAUAUACUGUAGUAUGAGCAAAGUGCUGGGUUGAGAGAGUUCAUCACUGUUGAUGUGUUGUAAAUGUAUAUAUUUUUGUUGAUUGUUAACUAAAUAUUGUUGUUUUGUAACAUAUUUUGCUGAAAUGAUUUAAAUGAAGAUGUUCAAAACAAAGCAGUAAUUAAAAAAAUGAUGACAUUCAAUAUUUGUAGCGAUAUGUAUAUAUAUAUCUAUCGAAGUAUGCUAAAAUAAUGUUCAGCUAUUGAAAACCAAAACAUGCAUUUCAAUUUUAUGACACUUUUGAGUUUAUCUGAUUGGUUUUGAUGUGUGGA